ACCUCUCAUCUCAUUUAUUCAUUCGAUGCAACGGAAAGUAAAGGGAUGGGGAGAUCAGAGAGAGAGAGAGAGAGAGAGAGAGAGAGACUGGGAGACUAGAAAAUAGAUUAGAUAUCACGCACACUCAGGCGCCCAGCUAAUCAUCAGAGAGAGAGAGAGAGAGAGAGAGAGCAAUGAUGAAGAAGAAGAAGAAAUGGGGAAGUUCAGGUUUUGUGGGGAAUGUUGUCUGGUUCAAGGCUUCAAGUUCUUGAGGACUACCCAUCAAAGACUCAAUCUUGGAUUCAUUCCAAUGGCCUCGGACCAGGCUUCAUUCCCCUCAAUUCUUGCUUCCGCUUAGAUUCCCUCUCCAGAGCAGAGCAGACCGAAGCACCUUCAAGCGCCCGCCGAAUCGAAUCCAUAGUCACAGAGAUCCCAAGAUCAAUCAAACAUGAAGCUUCAAUGUCGUCGUUUAGCUCAAGUUUUGCAAUAGAGAUCUUGUGUACCACAAGCCGAGGAUAUGAAGGAAAGCUCCUGAUUGGGUUCUGGGAUGAUAGGAUUGGAGAUAACAAAGGACAGAACCAUGAGGCUCCAAUGGGAUUGGCCAGAGCUGACUGUAGCUCUUGUGGUUUAGGUCAUGUCGUGACAUCUUGGGACGAAAAGUAGAAUGAUAAGCGUUGAGUGUCAUUCUUGUUUUAACAUUGUGAGGUUGUUAUAUAUCUCUUGAUUUUGCAUUUUCAGUAAUUAAGUGCGUAAUUGAUCACCCACAAAUUGUCAGGAAUGAAUCCACCGUGUGUAUGAAGAUUUUUUAUUUAUUUAUUGUAACUUUAUUUGGCAGAUGAUAUGUGUUUGACCACAAUAAGGUGAGUCAAACUUUUGAAAGUAACUUCAAUGAUGUACUUUUUGA
Eucalyptus grandis is the source of this 883-nucleotide messenger RNA. RefSeq lists its product as uncharacterized. The transcript is spliced from 2 exons. The record is from RefSeq and is a predicted model, not a curated record. Lineage: Eukaryota; Viridiplantae; Streptophyta; Magnoliopsida; Myrtales; Myrtaceae. Bases 220 to 642 code for a protein of 140 amino acids.